AUGGGCCAGCGACGCACGACAGAUGCGGACGAGGGUCAAAGACGCGAACCCGGGCCAAGCAGUGCGUCCUGGCAGCUAGUUGGCCAGAGAAGGGCGGGAGCCGUCGAGUCGCGAGAUUACAGGGCGUCGAUCCGGGAGCUGGCGGCGGACGGACGGCCUGGCGUAACAUGCUCGACGUUGGAGUCGUUGCUUUUUGGUUCCUUGUGCAUGGCCGCGGAGCAGGGUUGCUGCGACUCUGCUGCCGCGGGCCAGUACCGCCCUUGCCGGAUGCCAAUGAGCGGUGAGGGAAGAGUAAACAAGAGAGGCCGCCUGACGAGCGAUGUGUUGCACCGCGGCGGCGGCGGCGGCGGCGGCGGAGUGUGUUGA
Molecule: messenger RNA, 366 nt
Organism: Purpureocillium lilacinum
Lineage: Eukaryota; Fungi; Ascomycota; Sordariomycetes; Hypocreales; Ophiocordycipitaceae
Source: RefSeq, a predicted model, not a curated record